CACCACUCUUAUGUCAAUCUAUGAGUCAUCACUUUUUUCUUUCCAUUUUUCUUAUUCUUUAAGAUUACAAUUUUCAUCUAUUCUUUUUCAAGUUUCAUCUCUUCCCACAACUUCUCCUAAAUCCACCAAAUUUCUAAGGUAAAUGGAUUAUUGUUGUAAGAAGUAAAGAAAUGAAGUGUUUAUGUGAGAAAGACUCUGGUCUAUGUUCUGUUCAUUCAAAUUCACACCGUGUUUUCGGAUGCCCGUCAUGGGGAACUUCUUCUGAACCCGAAGUCCAACAAGCAUCCAUGUCCAAAAGUUUGAGCUUCAAAAUGGAUGCUCUGCCACAAAAAUGUCCUGACAAGAGUAAGGCACUGAGUUUUCAAUUACAUGAACUGGAUUCAUCUUCAACUCAAUCGACUGACUCAUCACAAACAGGUCAAAUUCCUUUCCAGCAUAGUUCUUCUACUGGUUCAGCAUUUAAGGGAACCGAGGGGAACGAUAUGGGGUGUCUCAUCGGCUCAUCAUCUAUUGGGAGUCCAAAUCUCACCAUCCAUCCUCCAUUAGUGGAUCCCAGCCAAUCACUUGCGCAUAUUGCAUUCCCCUUUGCUGAUCCAUUCUAUAGUGGCCUACUUUCUGCUUCUUAUGGCCAUCAAUAUAAGCUAAUGGAAACUGCUUCUGUCCGAGUUCCCCUGCCGUCUGAUAUGAUGGAAGAACCCAUAUAUGUGAAUUCGAAGCAGUACCAUGCUAUACUGAGGCGAAGACAGUGUCGAGCAAAACUUGAAGCACACAACAAACUCAUCAAGGAUCGUAAACCAUAUCUUCAUGAGUCACGUCAUGUACAUGCAUUGAAGAGAGCUAGAGGUGCCGGUGGCCGCUUCCUCAAUGCUAAAAAGCUCGAAGAAUCAAAGCUUGCAUCACAAAACCACAACCAUAGCCAAAAUGUUUCCACCAGCUACACUUGUUUGAAUUUGAAUGCGAAUAUGCCAGAAUCUAAAAUGCAUGAUCAGGUUGAAAACUACAGAGAUGAUGCUGAUGCUUCAGAUGUGACAUAUGGAUCUAAUAGGAAUGAAAUGUUACAGCAGCAACAGGAGUUAGAGUUCAGGUUAUGCAGUUACCCUUCUUCUCAAACUGGAAGGAACAUGCAGGAUUAUACAACUGACAAAAGUGUUGGUGCGAAUCAACGCCACCGACUAUCGGUUCUCAUGUGAGAGACUUAUAGAACACAUUGUUGUGGUUAUUCUUCAUUAGAUGAAGACCGCAGCUUGUGUUGUGCUCUCCACCAUUGGGAAGUCAUCCUUGGCUCAUAUUUAUAUCUGUCUUACUGUUUGAUUGUUUUAAUUUUCCAUCACGUUUUACUACUUGUUAUUGUGUAGCCUAUUACUAUCUUUUAGGAAAAAUGCAAGCAAUGACUUGUGAAAAACACUGGUAAUGCUUUUCUAUGUUGAUGUAUGCAAAUGGCUUUGAUGUUGUAAUCUUAAACUUUGUAGUAACUCAACCUUAAUCUUUGCAAAGAUUUGAGAUAUGUGUGAUGUGAGGUUCAUAUA
This is a messenger RNA of Vicia villosa (hairy vetch), 1526 nucleotides long. RefSeq names its product nuclear transcription factor Y subunit A-8-like. Gene Ontology annotation, molecular function: DNA-binding transcription factor activity, RNA polymerase II-specific; RNA polymerase II cis-regulatory region sequence-specific DNA binding. Gene Ontology annotation, biological process: regulation of transcription by RNA polymerase II. The coding region runs from base 171 to 1190 and encodes 339 amino acids. Gene Ontology annotation, cellular component: CCAAT-binding factor complex. NCBI's taxonomy places the organism in Eukaryota, Viridiplantae, Streptophyta, Magnoliopsida, Fabales, Fabaceae. The transcript has 6 exons. The record is from RefSeq and is a predicted model, not a curated record.